GCUGCAACGCAAAACAAAUGGAAGAAGUUAAUUUCGAGCGUGGUGGCAAUUUGCCUGUAAAAAAGACUAGAAAAAGAGAAAAUGAAUUUGGAGCGAAAAAUGUUGAAAAGGAAAAACAUAAACAAACUUCAAAACGAGAUCGUAUUAAGGAAGCGAAAGCUAUCGCUUCAGAAAAUAGUAAAAGUCAAGAAGUUUAUUCAGCUAAACAAUUAACAUUACAUUCACUUGUUCCUGACAUGAAUGUCAUGGGGAUUGUCAAAGCGGCUUAUCCAACUUAUCUCAGUAUAGCAUUGCCAGGAAGACUUGUCGGUAAAGUUCCAAUUACCAACAUUUCUAAAUCGUAUUCCAAUCAUCUUCGAACAUUUCUUGAUAAUCCAGAUUUAUUGACGAAACCAAAAACAUUAAAGGAAAUGUUCACACCUGGACAAAUCCUGUACACUAAAGUGAUGGAUAAAUGUCAUGGCGAGAAGGAAGAAAUUCUUCUUUCACUUAUUCCUGAAGAUAUCAAUUCAGAACCUUCGAAUGGAGCGUGGGGAGAAGGAAACAUUCUUCUUUGUGCAGUUGAAGAAGAGGAAGAUCAUGGAUACAUUAUGGAGAGUGGUGUUAAAGGUUUCAAAGCCUUCCUGCCGAAAAAGAACGUCAAGGAAGCUCCAACAAUCGGUGAAGUUUUGUUCUGCAAAAUUAAGAAAAUCUCCCAAAGUGCAGUGACAUUGUCAGCUUUUAAACACAAUGAAAUGCUGAAGAUUGACACAGCUGAUGUUCCAAAUUUGAAGACACUAUUGCCAGGAUGUGUAAUUAAUUUUAGCAUUGUUCGAACACUUAAAGAUGGACUUGAAGGAUUAAUUUUCGAUGGAUCGAUCUCAGCAUAUGUUAAUGAAAUUUAUUUGCCAUCAAAGAUAUCGAUAAAUGAUAAUGAAAUCAUUGGAAAAAAAUUCAAAGCGAGAAUUUUGUACAUAAUGCCAAUGUCAAAUCAAAUCUUUGUGACACUUAAUGUCGAUGAACCAGGAAAAGCAACACAGAAACUCGAAUUUGGAGAACUUAUCGAAAAUGCAAAAGUCAUCAAACAAACAUCGAGUGGAGUUUUAUUGAAAUUAAAUUCAAAUGAUCGAGGUUUUCUUCCUCGUCGUGUGAUUGUGAAAAAUCUUAAGAAUAAUUUCGAUAUUGAUUCAGUGUUGAUUAAAUAUUCUCCGAAUUCAACUCAUGUUGUUCGUGUGAUGGACUUUAGUUCCUUUGAGAAUUGUUAUCUUUGUACCAACGACGGGAAAUUUCUUCAUGAAAAACAUUUUGGUGUCAAUGACAUUGAAAUUGGCGAUUUAGUUCAAGGAAGGAUCGAGGAAAAAGUGAAAGAAGGAUUUCGAUUAAAAAUUGGAAAUCUUCGAGCUUAUUUGCAAGGAAAUUUCUUAAAUAAAUCAUCAAAGUUGAGUGUUGGAAAUGAAAUUCGUGUUCGUGUUGCUGAAGUCGAUAACGAAGCGAAAUUUCUUCAAGUCACAAACUUGCCAGGAUUUCUUAAAGAUUCAGCAAGAAUUCUUCGAGUCAAGAAUCAAAUUAAAGUUGGAGAAUCAUUUGCAGGUCUUGUGAUGCAUGAAAAUGAGAAAUCUUAUGGAAUUUUGUUCUUUAAUCACAUCAAAGGAUUCCUCCCACGCACACCUGAGAACGAAUCGGAUAUUGUGAGUCUUGGUGGAUUAAAAGUAGGCGCAAUCAAACAUUUUGAAAUAAAAUAUGUUAAAAACGAACGAAUUACUUUGUCGCUACCGAAAAAAGUUGACACAGCGAAUUUGGGAAAGAUUUUUGAAUGCAAAGUCACGGCAGUUCUCCCCACAGGACUUCAAAUCUUUAUCGACAAUUUGAAAGUUUAUGGAAAAGUUCCAAUAAACUUUUUAUCAGAAUUUUCUGUUCUUGCUCCGCUCAUUCACAGUAAAAUGAAGGAAAAUGACAAAUUUGAAGUUGUGGCUAUGGGAAAUAACAUUUACAGUCGUCGUGAUGUUGAAUAUUAUCGAACGAAUCCUGUCACCGACUUUAAAGAUGUUAAUCCUGGCGAUAUUCUCAGAUGUUUCGUUAAAUCAUCUGAUGCUGAAAACAUCGAACUUGACUGUCCAUUAAAGAACUUUAAUCAAACAAUACAAUUGAAUCGAAAUGCUUUCGAUGACCCAGAAAAUGUGGACGACGUUAAAGUCGAUGACAUUGUUUAUGUCAGUGUAAUAGCAAAGAACGAAAGUCAUCGAAAUUCUCUUUACGUUUCACCAUCCUUGAUCAAAGUCUGGAACAAUGACGUUGAAUCUUCGCUAGAUAUUGUGAAGAGUUACUUAAACGACACGAAAUAUUUGCUGGAAAAAUUUAAAAACUCUGAAAAAUCGAUUGGAAAAUUCAAGAUUGGAGAAAGAAUUGGGGGAAAGAUUAAAAACAUUAUCGCAAAUAAUUUGGUGAUUGAAGUUGAUGACGAAGUGUUUGCACAAGGACCAGUUGACAAUAUUCAAUCUUACAAGAUUGGUGGAUCAGUUAAAGACGCUGUCAUUGUGUGGAUUGAUCCUGUUCAGAUGAUUAUUCAUGUGACACUCAAAGAUAAACAUCGAGAUGACAUAAGUGUUGAUCAAAAAGCUGAUGUGAGUUUAGUGAACGAAAAGAAACACAAAUCGACGAUUGUUUACUUUAACAACUACAUCACCGUUUGUACAAUGAGAAAAGCAGGAAUGCCGUUGAUUUAUACACCUUCGAAGCUUCAUUACAACGAUUUUCAAGCGACAAAUAAUCGUGUGCUUGGUAAUGCUACAAGCAAAUUAAUCAUCAAGAAAAUGUUUGAUGGAAAACUUCUCGGUGGUUUCGUUCAACAUCACAAAGUUUUUCAGAAACUGGAAAGAUUCAAAACUAAACUCAAACGAAAGAUUGAUGACAAUAAUGUUUCUUCAACAUCAUUUUCAACAACAUCAGAGAAUAAGAAACCAAAAGUCAUUCUAGACGCCUCUGAGAGCGAGGAAGAAAACGAAGAAGAAAGAAAAACUGAAACAGAGUCUGAAGAUGAAAAGCCAAAAGUUUCUCAAGCAUUUCAAAGGUUCAAUGAAUCUUUCUCAAUGAGAGGAAGAAAAUUGAGUAAAUCUUUCAAAGGAACAUUAACGAAAACGAAAUUAAAGCUGACGUCUGUCAACAAGCGAAAUCUUCAAAACAAAGAUUCAAUUUUGAAUGAAAAUUUAGUUAAUUUGGUUUCUUACAAGUCAAUCAAAGAGGGAGAAACUUCGGAUGUCAUCAAAAAACCGACAAAACCGAUGAUGAAGAAGUCAACAAUAGGCAAAAAAUCAAAACCCAAGCGACUCUUGAAAAGAAAAUAA
Molecule: messenger RNA, 3320 nt
Organism: Clunio marinus
Lineage: Eukaryota; Metazoa; Arthropoda; Insecta; Diptera; Chironomidae
Source: the annotation of a GenBank genome assembly